Cuscuta europaea is the source of this 1279-nucleotide messenger RNA. The record is from the annotation of a GenBank genome assembly. Lineage: Eukaryota; Viridiplantae; Streptophyta; Magnoliopsida; Solanales; Convolvulaceae.
CAGGACUAUCCUAACUUAUGGAAAAGAAAAGAUUAAAUUUGGACUUGCUUAGUCCUCUUCUUACAGAAACCCUUAAACCUCUUCUCUUUUCGCGUAAUCCCCUCUCUCCAUUCCUUAAACCUCUUCUCGAGUAAUCCCCUCCCUCCAUUCACGGUCUAUCUGUAGCUUCUUGUUCUUCCAUUAUUUUCAUAAAUCUUAUUUUGGGACAUCAAUGAAGGGAGGAGAAGGCCAAAACUACCAUAUUUGUACAGUGAAAGAAAUCUUUGAUGAUUACAAGGGGCGUAGGCAUGGCAUAAUUUCUGCUCUCACAACUGACUUGGAUGAAUUUUAUCGAAGGUGCAAUCCAGAGAAAGAGAACUUUUACUUGAUUGGAUAUCCGGAUGGGAAAUGGCAAGUUAGUUUACCUUUUGAAGAAAUACCUUCAGAGAUCCCAGAGCCUACUCUGGGUAUCAACUUUGCAAGAGACGGGAUGCUUGCAAGUGACUGGAUCACAUUAGUAGCUUCCCACAGUGAAGCGUGGCUGUUUUCGGUUGCUUUCUACUUUGCAGCCAGAUUCGGAUUUGAUAAAGCCCAAAGGAAGACACUCUUCAACAUGAUAAACGAGCUUCCUACGGUGUAUGAGAUUGUGACUCUUGCGUUAAAGAAACAAUUAAAGGGGAAAAAAUCGAUCUUAAAUCUUAUUCGAUCCAAACCAAAGCAAAGUUCCAAAUAUAAAGCAACCGAAGAACAUGAAGGUAGGGCAAUGGAUCUGAAACUGCUUCACAACGAUGAUAGAGAGGAGGAAGACGACGAGCACAGCAACACAUUGUGUGGUGCUUGCGGCCAGCACGAUGGAUUGGACGAGUUCUGGAUAUGCUGUGACAAAUGCGAAAGGUGGUUUCAUGGACGGUGUGUAAAAAUAACCCCGGCUAAAGCUGAUCACAUGAAGUUGUAUAAGUGUUCAUCUUGCAGCAACAAGAGACCCCACCCUUCUUAACCUUGUAGAAUUAAUGAUAAUGAUAGAAAAUGCACAUCACCCUCCUAAUUAGUAUGAGGAUAUCAACUUUAGGGAGAAUUUAGUCUACUCAUCUAGAACAUCUUUUGUCUUUAGAAUAUAACUUUUUGAGUCUUAGUCCAUGUUUAUGUUUAUAUCGUUCGUUAUGUGUAUCAAUCAUUUUUUUGUUUUCAGAAAUUGAUAUGUUUUACCCCCAAUUGUUCAAAAGUGGUCAAUUGUUCUAUUCAGAAGUAGAAGUUAUUCUUUCUUGUGAAGCAUCACAUAUCCCGUUAUUUUCUAUGAUUU